UCAGUAUGACUAUUAACAGACUUACGAUCGUGUUUUGUCUUUCGGCAUUUACGUACGCCGACUUCCCGUUCCGGAACUCGUCCCUGUCGUGGGAGGACAGGGUGGAGGACCUGGUGGGUCGCCUCACUCUUGAGGAAAUCAUGACGCAAAUGACCCGGGGAGGGGUCAGCCCCAUCAACGGCCCCACUCCGCCGAUCCGUAGGUUGGGGAUCAAGCCUUACUCCUGGGACACGGAGUGCCUGCGCGGGGAUGUUAAGGCUGGCAAUGCCACCUCGUUUCCUGAACCCAUUGGCCUGGCUGCUUCCUUUGAUCCAACGCUGAUUUUCCGUGUGGCUGAGGCCACCAGCAUAGAGGUGCGAGCCAAGUACAACAACUUCAGUCAGCACGCCAUGUACGGCACUCACAGGGGCAUCAGCUGCCUCAGCCCCGUCAUCAACAUCCUGAGGGACCCCAGGUGGGGCAGGAACCCGGAGACGUAUGGCGAAUGCCCUUAUCUCACCGGUGUCUACGCAACUCAGUUUGUUCACGGUCUCCAAGGCAACCACGAACGCUUCAUCCGGGCUAACGCAGGGUGUAAACAUUUUGAUGCCUAUGGUGGACCUGAAAAUAUUCCCAUUGAUCGACAUGUAUUCAAUGCCAAGGUGAGUUACGUUUAAUGGUUCUCCAUGUGUCACCCUACGUAUCGUGAAAUGACAGGGUUCUCCAUGUGUCACCUUUCAUGUCGUUGCAGCAUCAACGGUAUACCGUCGUGUGCAAACAAACGCCUCCUGUCGGAUGUACUGCGGAAGGAGUGGGGGUUUACUGGCUACGUGAUCAGUGAUCAGGGGGCGACAGAGCAGGUGAUGACAGCUCACAACUUCACCAAUAGCAGCGUAGACACGGCGGCAACCUGCAUUGAGGCCGGUCUCAAUCUGGAGAUAUCUGGCCGUAGUGAAGAACAUCCAGUAUUGAUGUCCAUGAUCGAAGCAGUCCAACAAGGCAAACUGAGUGAAGACUUGGUCAGAGAGCGGGUAAAACCUCUCUUCUACACCAGAAUGAGGCUUGGAGAGUUUGACCCACCGGAAAUUAACCCUUAUGCACAACUGAACCUGUCGGUAAUAGAGUCACGUGACCACAGAGCCCUUGCCAUUGAGGCAGCCAUGAAGUCUUUUGUCCUGUUAAAGAACGAAGACAGUUUCCUGCCACUGAAGAAGAAGUACAACACACUAGCGGCUGUUGGUCCGCUGGUGUUCCAAGGCAAAGCUACAAUGGGAGGGUACGCCCCGGACACAGACCCCAGUUGGAUGUCAUUGACUGUCACGGGCUUGGCUGACCUGGCCACCCACAUCCGGGCUGUAGAGGGAUGCAGCUCCACCCCCUGCCUCAACUACAACAGUAGCGGCGUGGCCUGGGCAGUCACCGGGGCCGACAUCGUCUUCGUCACGCUGGGAUUGGGUAGCGACCUGGAAUCUGAAGGCAACGACAGACCAAAUCUUCAACUACCUGAAUACCAGUUCGAGCUCCUCGGCGAUGCAGUGUACAAAAGUGGUGAUGCUCCUGUUGUCGUCCUUCUGUUCAACGCCGGACCCCUGAACAUGACGUGGGCGAUGGACCAAAGCCGAAUCAAGGCUAUCAUGGAGGUAUUCUAUCCUGCCCAGGCCACGGGGGGAGGCGCUGAGAAGAGUGUUGAGCAACUCCGGCCCAGGCGCGGUACCCGCAGGGAGAUUACCAAAUACCUGGCCAUUUAUUGUUCAAAACUUUACUCGAUGGAAGUUCCCCGCCAUGACGGACUACUCCAUGCAUGGCCGCACCUACCGCUACACCAACACCAACAUACUCUUUCCCUUCGGUUACGGGCUGUCUUACUCAAGGUUCCGGUACGCAGACAUGGAGGUCAAGGACACAGUUCAGGCAGGUCAAGAUGGCUGGGUCAAGGUCAUGGUCGAGAAUCUCGGACCGUAUGAUGCUGAUGAGGUAGUCCAAGUGUAUAUUGCGUGGAAAACAUCAUCAGUGCCCACCCCCAGACUGCAGCUGACGGCAUUUGACCGAGUAAGCUUGGCCUCUGGAACUACCAUGCACG
Molecule: messenger RNA, 2059 nt
Organism: Haliotis rubra (blacklip abalone)
Lineage: Eukaryota; Metazoa; Mollusca; Gastropoda; Lepetellida; Haliotidae
Product: probable beta-D-xylosidase 7
Exons: 10
Biological process (GO): xylan catabolic process; arabinan catabolic process
Cellular component (GO): plant-type cell wall
Molecular function (GO): alpha-L-arabinofuranosidase activity; xylan 1,4-beta-xylosidase activity
Source: RefSeq, a predicted model, not a curated record